This is a messenger RNA of Fundulus heteroclitus (mummichog), 2005 nucleotides long. Its product is annotated as solute carrier family 46 member 3-like. The coding region runs from base 111 to 1577 and encodes 488 amino acids. The record is from RefSeq and is a predicted model, not a curated record. The transcript has 6 exons. Gene Ontology annotation, molecular function: transmembrane transporter activity. Lineage: Eukaryota; Metazoa; Chordata; Actinopteri; Cyprinodontiformes; Fundulidae. Gene Ontology annotation, cellular component: lysosomal membrane. Gene Ontology annotation, biological process: vacuolar transmembrane transport.
GAGAAGCAGGCUUUCCGUAGACGCAGCAGUGUGAGGAAGUUAUUACCGAGCAGUAACAUGAUCAGAUCGCCUAUCUACUAAGCAGGGACCUUGUUUUUAACGGCCUCAGGAUGAAGCGCCUUUACCUGGUGGAGCCAGUGGUGGCUCUGUAUGCUUUUAGCUACUUUCUCAUCUACCCGCUUGUGCCGCAGUACGUGUACAGGAGGCUUUGGGAGCAGCUGACCCACACCCCCUAUCCUGUGUCCGACAACACCUCCAGAUGUGCACCGAGCAACAGCAGCAGCAACCACACCGACUUCCAUAAGGACGUGCAGAAGCAGGCGUCUCUUUUCUCCCUUUACUCAGAGGUCCUCUCCGCCAUCCCGUCUCUGAUCAUCACCCUUGUGUUGGUCACCUAUAGUGACCGGGGAGGACGCAAAAUCAGCAUCAUCAUGCCUCUGAUCGGCACGCUGAUCUAUGCGGCCGCCUUCCUGAUCGUGUCCUUCUUUGAGCUCAACAUCUACCUCCUCAUUGGCGCUUCGUUCCUCAGCUCUUUGUUCGGGGAUAUCAUCACCUUCCUGGGGGGCUGUUUUGCCUACAUAGCGGACUUGUGCCACGACGACCGGCAGAAGACGCUGCGCAUUGCUGGAGUGGAUCUGAUGAUUGGUCUGUUGUCUGGCGUUGCUGCAAUAUCUGCAGGUUACUUCCUAAGAGAUGCAGGCUUUAACUGGCCUUUCCUCACUUCGGCUCUGUGCCAGUGUUUGAUCCUAAUCUAUGCAGUGUUUAUCCUAGAGGAGACAGUGAAAAAGACCCCUGUUGAUGGCAGUAAUUUAGACAGGCCUCAGCGCCCUGUAUUGACACAGUUGGUCUUUGGGCUGUACCAGAUCCUUGCAAGGGCGACCCCCAGGUGUAAAAGAGUCUUGGUCCUCCUGCUUUUCAUCUUCACCAGCUACAGCUUCGCCUACCUUGGAGGCACAUCAUUGGUGACGCUGUACGAGCUAAAUGAGCCUCUGUGCUGGACUGAGAUUCUGAUUGGCUAUGGCUCAGCACUGUCCACCAUGGUGUUCCUGACCAGUUUUGCGGGAGUAUCAGUGUUCACAUACUGUGGUGUUCCAAAAAUGCUCAUCGUCAUGCUGGGGAUCCUAUCUGCUGUGUUGGGAUUCAUCAUGGUGGCGUUUGCAAAGACAACAGCGCUGAUGUUUCUAGUGAGAAUCCCUAUGCUUCUGUGCAUCAUGCCUUUCCCUGUUCUGCGCUCGGUGAUGUCAAAGAUCGUCUCCAAGUCUGAGCAGGGUGCCCUGUUUGCUUCUCUUUCCUUUCUGGAGAGUUUAUUUAGUAAGGCUGGAUCUGGAGCUUUCAACAGUAUCUAUGCUGCCACAGUAGGGUGGUACCCUGGUUUUGCCUUCCUCUUAGCCGCGGGACUCCUCAUCAUUCCUUUAUCUUCCCUUGGGGCCGUGGCUUUUAUUGGAUUGGAUGUCACCACCGAACCCAGAAAGGCAGAAGAUCCAACCUCCGAGGAGGACGGCCGGGCCGAGAACGAUAACGACACCAGUCCUCUCUUCAUCGUUUCUUCUAUCAACGCCUCAGCUGCACCUUGUUAGCUUAUUUAUCUUUCAAGUAUGGCAGUAACUAACACAUUCAGUUUUCUGGGUUGUUACCACAAAUAACAUUUUAAUUUUUUGUUAUUAACUAACUGGUUUUGAUGCAGUGCUUCUUCUUGAAGGAACUUUGUUUCCUAAUUAGCAACCAGGUUUUAUUACUGAAAACAGAUCUCAUUUAAUUAAAAAAGUCAUUUAAUUGCAAUAAAUAUGUUAAGAAGAAGAAGGUAAGCUUCAUCUUUCUCAGGGCAAUACAUGUGUGUAGGUUUAUUAAAGAUGUAUAGUUAUUUCUAAAACUUCUGGUAGAUCAAUGUGUGGUGUAAUUAGCUGUUUGAUAAUUUUGCAUCAUUUCCUUGUGGUCUCUGCGUCGUGUCCUUUCAGCGUGUUACAAUUUUUAACUUUUCAUUGUUAAUGGUUUUUGAACCAUUAUU